Pyricularia grisea is the source of this 1131-nucleotide messenger RNA. RefSeq lists its product as uncharacterized. The transcript has 4 exons. The record is from RefSeq and is a predicted model, not a curated record. The coding region runs from base 155 to 1054 and encodes 299 amino acids. Gene Ontology annotation, biological process: peptidyl-proline hydroxylation to 4-hydroxy-L-proline. NCBI's taxonomy places the organism in Eukaryota, Fungi, Ascomycota, Sordariomycetes, Magnaporthales, Pyriculariaceae. Gene Ontology annotation, molecular function: L-ascorbic acid binding; procollagen-proline 4-dioxygenase activity; iron ion binding. Gene Ontology annotation, cellular component: endoplasmic reticulum.
AAUAAAAUAAAAUAAAAUAAAAAAAGCCAAAGAACAAACGUCGGAGAAUAAUCCGAACCCCCGCCGUGGUGGAAAUCCCCAAACAACGAAUAGAAAUCCAAAAGGACAAAAACAUUAUUCUUCAUCCAAAUCCAUCAUCACAUACCACCUUACCAUGCCAAAGGACCGGAAGACAGGGACCAAACCCGCCGCCCGGGGGCAAUCUCAGACACAUGCAGCAGCGACGUCACAGUCACCAUCGUCGCAGCAAAGACAGCAAGAACAACAGCCGCCAGCUUGGCCCGUCUUCAAACCCCCCUUGCCCGUAUCAGAUCUGUCCCUCGACACCAUAGUGCCGGGUAAGGUCGUGGUCCUGCACAACUUCUUCCCGCGUUCGCUGUGCAGGGACUACGUAGCCUUCCUCAAGACCCUGUCCCUUGUCACGACUCCGGCCCGCCCCAAGAAGGGAGAGGCGGUCAGGCAGAACGACAGGUUCCAGGUCAACGACCCUGACUUUGCUGCUAGACUCUGGCUGCAGACGGGCUUGAAGGAGGCGUUGACCGGUAGACCUGGCGAUGAUUAUGAUGAUAAUGAUGAUAAUGAUGAUCGCGACCAUGAUGACGAUGCAGCUGACGGGCGCCUCGAUCUGUGGGGCGGGGAUGUAGUCGGGCUGUCCCCAAACAUCCGUGUAUAUCGCUAUACCAAAGGUCAACAUUUUGCACCACACUACGACGAUUCCAACACGUUGACCCUUGACCCUCCCCCUACCAUACUGCAAGAUGCCGGGACCAACAGUAGCAACAUCAGCAAGCCGCCAUCUCUUGCCGUCAGAACUACCUGGACCCUGCUCCUAUAUCUGACUGGCACGGCAGGAGGUGAUGAUCAGUGUAGUGGCGGUGAGACCGUCUUCUACCCCAACGACCGCGUCAGCAGAAAGGAGGAGAUUGCUGUGGCGCCCCAAACAGGCCUCCUUCUUCUUCACAAACACGGCAACGACUGCAUGUUGCACGAGGGAAGAGAAGUGACCAGUGGAGAGAAAUGGGUGAUCAGAAGCGAUCUAUGUGUCACAAAAUGAGGUUUGAUGCAAAGUGCAAGCCUAUAUUCAUUGGCUGUUUCGUAAUCUACUUUUACAUCACAGUGUCAAUAAGAUCC